CCCAGGCCAUCGGUGCUGUGGCUUACUUGAAAGUAGUUGGGAAGGAUGGUCAAGUUGAAGUAGGAUUUGUAACUGGUAAGGCGAAGCUCGCUCCUCAGUCUGAGCUGACAAUUCCAAGGCUUGAACUGUGCACAGCUGUCCUGGCUGUGGAAAUGGCGGAUCUUAUCCAGGACAAGCUAGACCUAGAGCUGGAUGACACCAAGUUCUAUAAGGAUAGCAAAGUGGUGCUUGGUUAUAUUUAUAAUGAAUCAAAACAUUUCUACGUCUACGUUUAUAAUAGAGUUCAACGUAUCUGCCUGUCAUCAAAGCAUGAACAAUGGCAUUAUGUACGUACCCUGCGGACCAUGCAUCGAGAUCCGUAUCUGCAUCCCGUCUGGCGCAGACUUCCUGGAACCCCACUUCCAGUAUCAUCCAUCAGCAGAAAAAACUCAAACGAUUAAGAAAUUUGAGUUGAUCGAACCCGAAAGAGACUCGGAAAUUCGGCCGCAAAUACAAACAGGAGUCACCUACCUCGAAGAAUCAAUAUGUACCACCGAAUGCUUUCAGUGGUUCUUCAUCUUGAAUUCCUUAGUUAGAAGACUUGCAUUCCUCAUUCACAUAGCCAGAUCCCACAAACACUCAUCCUGAAAUAGUAAAUGCAAGGGAUGGCACAAAUGUAACUUACCUCGCACUGUGGACGAAUUGGCCCAGGCAAAGGACGUCAUCCUUAAAGCAACUCAAAGAGCAGCUUUUGUGAGGGAGUUUUUGGCCCUCCAAGCUAAUAAACAAAUACCAAAGGACAGCCCUUUGAGGAAACUCAACCCGAUCCUGAAGAACGAUCUCAUUUACAUUGGAGGCCAGUUAAUACAUUCUCACCUUUCAGCUGUAGAGAAGAGCCUGGUAAUCCUGCCCAAAGACAGCCAUGUGUCCUUAUUGCUUACUCGCCAUCACCAUGAACAGGUAAGGCAUCAGGACUGUCACCUGACAGGGCAGUGGGACUGUGGAUCUUGGGAGGCAAAACACUGAUCAAUUCAGUACUUCACAGAUGUGUAACCUGCAGGAAACUGCGAGGGAAGCUGGAAGCUCAAUGUAUGGCAGACCUCCUACCAGAAUGCCUCAAUGCCUGCCCUCCUUUUACAUAUGUGGGGCUCGAUGUAUUUGGUCCCUGGACAAUCAACACUAGACGCACCAGAGGAGGACAAGCAGAGAGCAAACGGUGGGCCAUCAUGUUCAGCUGCAUGAGUUCAAGAGCGGUGCACAUUGAGGUAAUCGAAUCUUUGGAUACAUCCGGCUGCAUUAAUGCUCUCAGGCGCUUCUUUGCACUAAGAGGCCCUGCAAAACAGUUAAGGUCUGAUUGCGGCACGAACUUUGUUGGAGCAUCCAAGGAGCUCGGGAUGGACAAAACAGUACAAAGGUACCUCAGUGAGCAAGGAUGCAACUGGGAAUUCAACACACCACAUGCCUCUCACAUGGGAGGCUCAUGGGAGUGGAUGAUUGGUAUCGCCAGAAGGAUCCUUGAUUCAAUACUUUUACAGCAACGCACCCGACUGACUCACGAAGUGCUGUGCACACUAAUGGCAGAGGUCAUAACCAUUAUAAAUGCACGACCACUCCUACCUGUGUCUUCUGACCCAGAAAACCCCUUCAUACUCUUGCCAUUAAUGCUCCUUAUGCAGGAGGCAGGAGUUCCUCCUCCACCUGGGGACUUCUCAGAUAAGGACUUGUACACAAAGCAAUGGAAACAGGUUCAGGCUCUCGCAAAUCAGUUCUGGUCCCGUUGGAGACAUGAAUAUCUACCUUUGUUGCAACUCAGACAAAAGUGGACAGAACCUCGCAGGAAUCUUCAAGUUGGAGAUAUCGUCCUGCUCAGGAACAAGCAGAUUGCCUGCAACUGCUGGCCAAUGGUUGGAAUCAGUGCCACAUUCCCUGGUAGGGAUGGACAUGUCAGGAAGGUUGAGUUGAAAAUUUCUGACGAAGGUGAUGUGAAAACUUACCAAAGGCCAGUUGCAGAAGUCGUUCUACUUCUACCUAAAGACUGAUUUAGAGACUGAAGUUUUGUAUUAUGUUCAUAGUGACCUUACAAAGGUCAGGCGGGGAGUGUGUUGCCCUUAAGGCAUUUGUUUAGCUUUAAUACAUUUUCGCUUUAGUAAUUCAUUUGUAAUUAUUUUCUAGUUAAAGUUAAGGUUGUUGAAAGUACAUUCGUUGUCUGUGAUGUGGCAUGCGAUGACAACACACCCGGUUUCGCCGUGUCUUGUGGGAAAAUACCAGUUUGGAGAAACAGGAAGGAGGGGGCUUGUGUGUGCAGGAUCAGCACAAGUUUUCACCAUACGUUAAUGUGGAAGAGUGAACAGUAAACGGUUAAUCUUACUGGGAUCAUGCCUCAUUGACUAUGGUUUACCUUGGUGUUUAGUUUAGAGUUCUUACACCUGAAUGAGAACACUACACUAUGUAACCCAGUUACUACUGUGUAUAUAUAUUUUACAAUAAAAAAACAAUCCACGUAAAGAAUUGUUCAGUUUGAGUCCCAACAGCCUUAGUUGCACUGUUUAAACUCCUAUAUUUUUUUAGAGAUGCAGCACAGAAAAAGCACUUCCAACCCACUGAGCCUCACCACUCAGCAACCCAUCUAUUUAACACUAGUCUAAUCAUUCAUUUGUUCAUCAUGUGCAUGUCCUGGUCUAAUCAGAGGACAAUUUACAAUCACAAGAAAAUCUGCAGAUGCUGGAAAUCCAAAGCAACACUCACAAAAUGCUGGAGAAACUAAAAGAAUAUGGUGAGAAAGCAGGUGUAUGGGGUUGAGUAGGAUUCAGAAUCAGCCAUGAUGGAAUGGUGGAUCAGACAUGAUGGGUUGAAUGGCUUAAUUCUACUCCUAUGUCUUAUGGUCUUAUGGAACUCAGCAGUCCAGGCAGCAUCUAUGGAAAGGAGUAAACAGUUGACACGUUGGGCUGAGACCCUUCAUCAGGAUACUCAAUUUACAGUGACCAAAUAACCUACUAACUGAUAUGUCUUUGGAAUGUGGGAGGAAACUGGAGCAUCCAGAAGAAACCCAUGUGUUCACGAGAAAGAUGCACAAACUUCUUACAGAGGAUACAAAAUUGAACUCUGAACUCCAGAACUGUAACAGCAUCAUGUUAACUGCAUGCCGCCCUUUUGAUCAAAUCAAUCUAACAAGUUAUAUAGGCACAAAAAAUGUGCUGGAGGAGCUUGGUGGGUUGACCAGCAUUUGUGGAAGAGGAAGCACUGUAAAUGCUUCGGGUCCAGAUCCCGCAUCUGAAUUGAUAGUGGAGAGGGGAAAUGGCCAGCAUAAAGAGGGGAAGGAUCUCCUUCUCUUUAUACUGUCCAUCUUUUCCUCUCUCUCAGUCCUGCCGCAAGGUUUUGACCUGAAAAGUCAAUAAAUUUAUUCCUCCAACAGAUGUUCCUUGACCCCCUGAGUGUCUUCACAGAUUGUUUGUUACUCCAUAUUCUACAUCUGCAGUCUUUCGUAUUUCCAGCUUAUAUAGGCAAUAUUGAACAUUAAUAAAGCAAAGUGAAAAUGUCAGCAAAGUCACAAACUGAUUUGUCUAAUGUAAGAUGUUAUACAGUGGAUUCUGGUUAAUUGGCCCAUCAGUUAAUCAGGGCGGCUGUUUAUUUGGAAUAACUCUUA
Molecule: messenger RNA, 3622 nt
Organism: Hypanus sabinus (Atlantic stingray)
Lineage: Eukaryota; Metazoa; Chordata; Chondrichthyes; Myliobatiformes; Dasyatidae
Exons: 2
Coding region: 1071-2018 (315 amino acids)
Biological process (GO): DNA integration
Molecular function (GO): nucleic acid binding
Source: RefSeq, a predicted model, not a curated record